GGCGGCGGGCCCGGCGCGGAGGCCGGGUCCAGGGUCCAAGGCUCGGGUAGAGCCUUGACUGGGCUGCGAGGCCUGGGUCUGCCUCGUCCCCUGGCGCCAUGGCCGCUGAGGUGGUGGUUGUGGGAUCCUGUAUGACCGACCUGGUCAGCCUUACUACACGAUUGCCAAGAGCUGGAGAAACUAUCCUUGGACAUAAGUUUUUCAUUGGUUUCGGUGGGAAAGGAGCCAACCAGUGUGUCCAGUCUGCUCGACUUGGGGCCAAGACCUCACUGAUCUGCAAGGUUGGGAAGGAUUCCUUUGGCAAUGAUUAUGUUGAAAAUUUGAAGAAGAAUGGUAUUUCUACAGCAUUUGUAGGUCAGACUACAGAUGCUGCUACUGGAACGGCUUCAAUAAUUGUCAACAGUGAAGGUCAGAAUGUUAUCGUCAUAGUCCCAGGAGCCAACCUGCUUUUAAAUUUUGAAGACCUGAAGAGGGCUUCUGAUGUCAUCUGUAAAGCCAAAGUGGUUGUUUGCCAGCUAGAAAUAACCCCUGCUGUUUCUCUGGAAGCUCUGAAAAUGGCACAUGCCAGUGGAGUAAAGACUUUGUUUAAUCCAGCUCCAGCCCUUGCUGACCUAGAUCCACAAUUUUAUUCCUACUCUGACAUCUUCUGCUGCAACGAAACUGAGGCAGAAAUUUUAACGGGCAUCCCAGUUGGCAACCUUGAAGAUGCUGAAAAGGUGGGACGCAUGCUGUUAGAAAGAGGGUGUAAGCUCGUAAUUGUUACUCUUGGAGCAGAAGGCUGCAUGAUGAUAUCAGUAGAAGAACCCAUUCCAAAGCACGUUCCUGCUGGGAAGGUCAGGGCUGUGGACACUACGGGAGCUGGAGACAGUUUUGUGGGAGCACUGGCCUUCUACCUGGCUUACUAUCCCAAGUUAGCCAUGGAGGAAAUGAUCAGGAAGUCUAACUGCGUCGCAUCAGUGAGCGUCCAGGCAUCAGGGACACAAUCUUCAUAUCCUUACAGGAAGGACUUGCCUCAGGACCUUUUCUAAUUGACAUUGUCUAGCUCAAUGUACUGAUUUUAUCUUAUCCCAGACAGCAUUAUUCUCCUGACUGCACCGAGGUUCUCCUCUGCUGACUGGAAAGACCAGGAAAGUCUCUUUGCUUCUUAUUUGAGGAAUCCUGUUAGUUUGUGUUCUACAACAGUAUGAUGGGGCAGUGGGCCUUUCAAACGCAGCACGGCAGGUCUCUCUGGCCCCGCACACAGCCACUGGGCUCGUGGCCAUCCCACCCAAUGCGCUACACUGAACUACACAAAGUUUACAGCAAAACAUCUGGAGGGUAUUGGGCUCCUGGUGAUGUUUCACCUUGAUUUUAAUCAGAACUUCUGAUGUGCCAUGCCAGCACGUGAAGCUGAGCGUUAGCUUUGAGACUGCAACUUCAGCCCCUGGCUGCAGCCACCAAGGCCAGCGUCUGGCUCAUAACAAAGCACCGUACCUCCAGCCCCCCAGCCCAUCUGUUCCCCUGUGCCUCAGAUGCGGGCUGCGGCGCUGCCCUCUGCCACGCUGUGGAAGGUCCCUCAAACCACAAAGAGGACAAGAGUGCUACUGAGGUAGACUUUGAAAAAUGUUUCUAGCCAUAUGGCUCUAAACAUAGGUGAGCUAAUUAAAGAAAAUCUUCCACAAGUAUCAGAGAACUCUGGCCCUGUGCUUUCUUCAUGCUUGACAAAAAUCCAGGAGUGAAAAAUCCAUCCUACUUACCUGACUGAAAAUAACAUAGACCUGUAGCCAUAGUCACAGCUUAUCCAAAAGCUCAUCUCAUUUCACCAGGUUCCCGUUGCUUCUUCCUUUCCUAGGAAGGAGCUGGUGCAACACUACCCCUCCAAGGAAUGACACCAAUUUGUGGUAACUACUGUUGAAUCUGUGGCUGGUAGGUUAGAAAAACUUGCAAUCCUGCCAUUGAAUUCCUGCUGUGGAAAAUGUUAAUUUUUAUUGCCUUAUAAAACAAUAGUUCCUUUGAA
Messenger RNA from Chroicocephalus ridibundus (black-headed gull), 1996 nucleotides. It is a transcript of the gene RBKS, whose product is annotated as ribokinase. Gene Ontology annotation, molecular function: ribokinase activity. Lineage: Eukaryota; Metazoa; Chordata; Aves; Charadriiformes; Laridae. Gene Ontology annotation, biological process: D-ribose metabolic process. The record is from RefSeq and is a predicted model, not a curated record. The coding region runs from base 99 to 1028 and encodes 309 amino acids. The transcript has 9 exons.